Diplodia corticola is the source of this 660-nucleotide messenger RNA. RefSeq lists its product as uncharacterized. NCBI's taxonomy places the organism in Eukaryota, Fungi, Ascomycota, Dothideomycetes, Botryosphaeriales, Botryosphaeriaceae. Bases 1 to 660 code for a protein of 219 amino acids. The transcript has a single exon. The record is from RefSeq and is a predicted model, not a curated record.
AUGGACAACGGCUCCAGUGCCGACUCGACCUGCUCGACAGGCUCCAGUAUGCCGGACCGUGUGCGCUCCCUUGCCCUGGCCUCCGGCACACCAAAGGAGACCGAUGAGCCGUACUAUCCCAGCAUCCGUCCCGUUCGCACUGUUUCGUCGAAGGCAAAGGUCGGUGAAUACAAGAACCUUCUCAAAGAGGGCCGGCCUCGUGUUUGGGGCGGUAAUCCCUGGACUAGGUGCCAAGCUCACGACACCGACCUGCAGCGCCUGCUUGUGUUCAAGUUUGUGGAUGCCGCCCACGGCCUCCCGACGCACGUUCUGCUGAUGCCUGAUGAUCAGAUUGUCAAGGUCUGCGCGGCCCGGUACGACAUGAUGAUGAUGCUGUUCGAUGAUCUGGAGUGCUUUGACUGGCAUGACUUUGUCAGCGAGGCCAAGGCGUAUCUUGCCGAGAUGGAUGGGUCCGAGACCACAUUUCGGAUGCUGCGUAUAGAGCUUGGCAAGCGCCUUGCUCGUCUUGCGAGGGAUACGGACCACUUUGAUAUCUGGCAGAGGGACAUGAUUCGUCUUGACCAUCUCUGCCAGCUGGUCAUUGUUGACUGCUGUGAUCCUGUUGCUGAUCCACCUCGCCCGUCUCUCGUCCGUCGUCUGACGCGUAGACUCAAGCAGUGA